UAGUUCAACCAUUAGGAAUGAAUUUUACAAUUCUUUUAUCAAUUUAUAACACGACUCAACAUAUUAGUAGUUUAUAAGUCCAAAUCGAACCAGAUAAUGCAUCGAUACGCAACCAAAUCUGCCAGUUCGAUCGGAUUUUUAAAACCUUACUCUUUCAAGUUUGGGAGUAUUUUUAUUUUAUUUUUGCGUCGAUUCGCUUAAGAAAUGUUUGCGAAAACUGGAUAUUUUUCCAAUAAAUCCCAAUUCUUAUCCCUUUCUACUAAUUUUACUGAAAAUCUCUCUCUCUCUCUCUCUCUCUCUCUCUCUCUCUCUCUCAGCUCUGCGUCUGAAACUGUGGUUCCGCUCAUCACAUUUCCGAUGGCAUCCGCGGUGGUUCCGUUUUCUAUCUCCGGAGGAAAUCAUGCAAAGACUAGCGGUAUUUCGAUGGCGAACUCCGGUGGUUUGGUGAAGGCGCAGCUGUUAGCAAUUCGAAGCAAGGCUCGCACUCGCAACAACCGUGAUUUGUCCGUUUGUGCUGAGUAUAAUGACCGCAAUGGUGGAAAUGGUGCUGAUUUUGCAGCUGGCUUCAUUAUAGGAGGUGCAGUAUUUGGAACACUCGCAUAUAUUUUCGCUCCACAGAUAAGAAGAUCUCUGCUAAAUGAAGACGAAGCUGGAUUCAGGCGGGCCAAGCGUCCGGCAUACUAUGAUGAAGGUUUAGAGAAAACCCGGCAGACCUUAAAUGAGAAAAUCGGCCAACUCAACUCAGCUAUUGACAACGUCUCCACCCGUUUGAGAGGCGGCAAUAAUCUGCCCCAGGUGCCUGACGAGAGUCUUGAGACUGAUGCAGAGGAAGCUGCACUGUAAGAACUGGUUUUCUUACAUCUCCAUGGUUGCAGCAUGUUCGAUCUUUCCCGUUUUAAUAGUUGGUUUGUUGAGCAUGUGAAUGGAUGCUUUCAGUGCAUAACAGUUUAUCUCCUUUGGCAAACUUCAUUAUGAGUAGGAAGAACACCUCAACUUUAGAAAUUAUUUGUUCAUGGCAUAUUUGAGGAGCUUAUUUUCUACUACUAUUUGACAUUUUGUUUUCCUAAUAAAGAUUGUGGUACCGUA
Molecule: messenger RNA, 1086 nt
Organism: Salvia splendens (bonfire salvia)
Lineage: Eukaryota; Viridiplantae; Streptophyta; Magnoliopsida; Lamiales; Lamiaceae
Exons: 5
Coding region: 205-843 (212 amino acids)
Cellular component (GO): chloroplast inner membrane; chloroplast thylakoid membrane
Source: RefSeq, a predicted model, not a curated record